Messenger RNA from Cylas formicarius (sweet potato weevil), 1289 nucleotides. RefSeq lists its product as uncharacterized. NCBI's taxonomy places the organism in Eukaryota, Metazoa, Arthropoda, Insecta, Coleoptera, Brentidae. Gene Ontology annotation, molecular function: hydroxyisourate hydrolase activity. The transcript has 5 exons. The record is from RefSeq and is a predicted model, not a curated record. The coding region runs from base 250 to 1188 and encodes 312 amino acids. Gene Ontology annotation, biological process: purine nucleobase metabolic process.
AAUUUAAUAAAUUCGGAUUGCCUAAUAAUGUACCCAGUAAGACUUCUUUUAGUAACGCCAUAACGAAUUGUACGAAAAAUUAGGAGUUUCCUUUAACGAUGCACUGCAUUUUCAAAGAAUAACAAUCCCGGCCGUCUAAAAUUAAAGUUUCAGUUUUUCUCUGCUUUCCCCGUCCCAUAUUGAAUUUGUUUAGUAAUUUUCGGAAAGUUUCUGGUAAUUUUUUGUGUUGGCGGUUUUAAAACCUUUCAAAUGGACAGCGAAAGUGAACAUAAGCAGAACACAGACGACGAAAACCACGAAGAAGGCGAGGAACUCGGCGUGAUCCCUUUGCAAUUGAUAAAAAUACACAGAAAUACGCCGCCGCCCUCGUUCUCGAACCAAUCGGCAGUUAGAAGCCGAUACUACAAACAAACAUACAGACCGGCAUGGGAGCAAAUGCCAGAUUUUAAAGGAUGGCUUAGGGGUGUUGAAGGGGAACCUACCAGGGCCUAUUGCACCUACUGUGAGAAAACUUUACACGCUCACAGACUUAGCCUGUUGAAACACACUUGCACGAUUCGACACCAAAAAGCUGCCCAAUCCCAUUCAACGCGAAAAAAUAAAGCAGGCCAGAGGCAACGCAUGGAAUCCGAUGAGGUGGAAACUGUUUUUAUGAACGAGGUCAGCAUGCUGCAGGAAGAGAGUGAAGACGGGGAAACCCAGUUUAUAGAGUACUCAGAUGGAGAUAUCGGUUUGGAACAAGACGAUCAACAUGAACCAAACGAUGAGGACGAGGAUGAAAAUGAAGUUGACUCAAGUCAAUUUAAAGAAACGUCUACAUUCCAGAAGCAAGAUUCAAGUGCUACAGAUAAGACGCCCAUUUCCACUCAUGUAGUGGACACCACCCGUGGCAGUCCUGUGGUGGGUCUUUCUGUCAGUUUGUACAAGUUGAUCGAAGGACGCUGGACGUACAUUAACGAGGGGUUGACCAACACUCAGGGGCGGGUCGGGCAAUUCAUCAGUCGGGCGGACUUCAGUACUGGUCGUUACAAGCUCCAUUACGACGUCGACAGGUACUUUGAGUCGAAAAAGCAAGAGAGCCUAUAUCCGUUUAUCGAGGUUGUUUUCGAUAGCUGCUCCUACAGCGAUAGCUACCACUUUCCUCUGUUGCUGAGUCCCCACAGCUACACCACCUACCGGGGAUUUUGAAUCUGAUAAAUUACUUGUCUUGAAUUGUUUUAUUUUAGAAAUAGAUUUAAAAUGUAAUUAUUAUGGCAGUAUACAAAUAAACAAUCUUAUUGUGGAGUCAC